Oncorhynchus masou masou (cherry salmon) is the source of this 1441-nucleotide messenger RNA. RefSeq names its product melatonin receptor type 1A-A. The record is from RefSeq and is a predicted model, not a curated record. Bases 297 to 1349 code for a protein of 350 amino acids. Gene Ontology annotation, cellular component: plasma membrane. The transcript has 2 exons. Lineage: Eukaryota; Metazoa; Chordata; Actinopteri; Salmoniformes; Salmonidae. Gene Ontology annotation, biological process: G protein-coupled receptor signaling pathway. Gene Ontology annotation, molecular function: melatonin receptor activity.
AGGCUCACUGUAAUAACACAAUGUUAACAUGGGAAGGUUUGGAGUUGCCUCUGAAUGUCACAUACCAACAAUGUGAUGCGGACACAUAUAGCCAUGUACGUGUAGACUCUGACACGCGAGCGUUGUGACUAGAAGGAUAAACAGAAGGUUGUCUACGGGAGCUAUAAACGGACAAUAUGGAGAGGAGGAAAGCCACGGGAGAAUACCACGGCAUCUCUGUAUCCAAAAUGUAGACUACAUUUUAUGGGACGGGCGGCACGUUUACUUCGCUAAUUGGAAAAGUUACAAAAUAUACAAUGAUUAUCAAUGGGUCUUAUCUGAACAGGUCGUCGCUGGACCCGUACGAGGAAGUGCUGAAUCGCCCUCCGUGGGUUACUACAACUUUGGGGUGCUUCCUCAUAUUCACUAUAGUGGUUGAUAUUUUGGGCAACCUUUUGGUGAUAUUCUCUGUCUACCGGAAUAAGAAGCUAAGGAAUGCAGGCAACAUCUUUGUGGUAAGCCUGGCUGUGGCCGACCUGGUGGUGGCCAUCUACCCCUACCCUCUGGUCCUCACCUCCAUCUUCCACAAAGGCUGGAACCUGGGCUAUGUCCACUGCCAGAUCAGCGGUUUUCUCAUGGGCGUCAGCGUCAUUGGCUCCAUCUUCAACAUCACCGGCAUUGCCAUCAACCGCUACUGUUAUAUAUGUCAUAGCCUUAAGUACGACAAGCUGUACAGUGACAAGAACUCAGUGUGUUACGUCCUACUCAUCUGGGCAUUGACCAUUGUGGCUAUCGUGCCAAAUCUCUUCGUGGGUUCGUUGCAGUAUGACCCCAGGGUGUAUUCGUGUACGUUCGAGCAGUCGGCGAGUUCGGCAUACACUAUCGCCGUGGUCUUCUUCCACUUCAUCCUACCGAUCAUGAUCGUCACCUACUGCUACCUAAGGAUCUGGAUCCUGGUCAUUCAAGUUAGGCGACGGGUCAAACCGGACAAUAGACCAAAACUGACGCCAAACGACGUGAGGAACUUCGUGACUAUGUUUGUGGUGUUUGUGCUGUUUGCCGUGUGCUGGGCACCGCUCAACUUCAUCGGGCUGGCGGUGGCCAUCAACCCAGAGGUGGUGGUGCCUCUCAUCCCCGAGUGGCUCUUCGUGGCGAGCUACUUCAUGGCCUACUUCAACAGCUGCCUUAAUGCCAUCGUGUACGGGGUGCUAAACCAGAACUUCCGGCGCGAGUACAAGCGCAUCGUGGUGUCGGUGUGCACGGCGCGAAUCUUCUUCCACGGCAGCUCCAAUGACGCGGCCGAGCGGCUCAAGAGCAAGCCUUCGCCGCUCAUCACCAACAACAACCAAGUCAAGGUGGAGUCGGUGUGAGAGGACCAGCUGGUCCCAGUGCCCUCCCUACCCCUCCCCCAUGGUGCGAACCCUUCGAUGUCUAUACAUCUGUAAAGUGGAAACCAGCAAUA